UAAGGGCGGUAAAAUGUGAAGAAGGAAAGUAGUUAACAUUGUCUUUUUUUAAAGAGAGAUUUAAUUGACCAGUUUAAUCUUUCAUCAUGUUACCAAUUGAAAUAUGGUUUUUAGGAGAGGUUUGUCGUUGGCGACAUGUGGCGAGCAUCAUCUGGUUUAUUCUUUUACUACCUCCUGUUUCAUUUGUUUAUCUCUUUCUCGCACAAAUCUAUCUAUUCCAUCCUUGGACUUGGAUUUCAAACUUCCUGUAUAUGUGGUUUUCCCUUUGGUUCCUAAUUGGAGUUAACUUCAUUGUGUUCGUACACUCUGCUCAUAUGUGGUUUUCAUUCUCUUCAUUUACUGUGGUUCCUGUGAUUUAUAAUACGAGAUGUGAACGUUUCUUGUCAUUGUUUCGUAUGUCUAGAUUACCAUACCUCGUGUCUUAUGUAGCUCUUGGUAUCAUUAUGGCGUGGAGUGCUGCUUCAUUCUUCAUUGGCGAACGAUUUGCUGGUCUGACCUACAAGCUUACAACAUCAAGUGAUGCUGUAUAUCUCAAUGAAAGCCACUUGUUUUUGAUCCUCUAUGGAGUAUACUUGGGUGUGGUUGCCUACGGUGAUUUUAUUCUUCACACAAACUACCUGGAAUUUCCUGUUGUGCAAAGAAAAAAGAUAGAACGAAUAAAAUUGGAAAUAGUACCAUUGUUAAACCGAUGUGCAAAGCAGACAUUACAGAAGCUAAAAUAUUUCUAUAUUUUAUAUUUCUUUUUUGGGGCAAUCCCUCGUCGAUGGGUGUGUACUAGUAUUAACAGGACCAUUCAUCCUGAAAUACGUCCACUAGACUCGAUUCUUGGACUUUUUGACAUGGAACUGCUGUGGCAAACUUUGACUUUUGGAAUGUUUGCCAAUGUCUGCUGGAGUUUGGGUACUUUACUGGUUAAAGUGCACCACACAGAGCAUUAUGCAUUUCAAAUCGUCCACAUUUUACAGGCGAGCCGUGAUAAAUGCCUCAGUGAUGCUCUGUCAUCAAGGAGUAUUCCACUUCUACAGUAUUUAGGUUAUCAAGAUGUGAGUCACCUGUCACAGUUUUCACCCAUUAGAAGAAAAGAAGUCUUUAGUCUCAGUCAACCUGGCGGCCACCCACACAUCUGGAAUAAACUUUGUUCUGCUUGUUUGUCGAGCAUUGAUGAACUGAUAUCACAUGUUCAUCGAGCUAACUGGCAAGCUGUUACUGCCCUUCCACUAAAAAAGCCAGUUGCUGCCAAAAAUAGCAACUUUAAUCACACAGCUAACAUCUCUGGUUCCUUUCUCAAUCAGACUGGACCAAACCUGUCCAUGUCUGUGGAACAUUCAUUGAACACAACCAAUCCUCCGGUCGUACAGCAGGCAAAACCAGUUUGGAAACGAAAGAUAUCUUUAAUCAUCAAAGAGAAUUCUCUGUUACAUUAUUUCUUCAAUGAGCUCCCGAAUGCUAAAAGUCAUAGCUUAUUUGCAUCUGCCCAGCCUUCCAUCUGGUCUAUUGAAGCACUGUCAUUUCUAGUAGCAGCUUCAUACAGCGAGGACCAAUAUGGUGUAGUUCAACAAACACUUCCUAAUAUUCUCACCAGUCUGCUGACGUUACAUGAAAAUGUAGAAAAAUAUUCCAAGUUGACAUCUAGUGUGUGUCACCCAUCUCACAAGGACCAGCUGACCUCGGGGAUGGGAUCACUAAGAUAUCGCUUGCAGAUUACAUUAAAAACCAGCAUUCACAGAAUAGUCGACUCGUUUGGAAAGCACCUUUUGAAUGUCCAUCUUAGUCCUGAAUGUGCCAAGAUGUUGAAGCCAUUUAUGGAAAUGAGGCAUGGAGUCCACUCAUUAGAGUAAUGUGUCAAAAUGCUGGCAAUAUGAACAAUCUUCUUUUUUUUCUCCUAACAUCUCAUUUUGUGUGCAUUUACCCCGUACCCAUGGACUGUUUUUAAAACACUGUCAAAAUUUUGGGACAUGUUCAGUCCAUGUAAGGUGAUAAGGAAUGCAAUGUUUAGAAAUACUGGAAGCAUUUCACAAUAAACAAUCGGUCACUUAUGAAGAAAAAGAAGAAUGUAAAACAAUGAGUAGAGUACAGUUUGAAAAUGCAUCAUUUGGGAAUUAUCAGUCUGUAAUGGGUAUUAUAAAUUCAAUACAAGUUUUAAAAGCUGUCAGCAUUUGGAGAAUAGCAGUCCAUGUAAUGUAAAUAAAAAUGUUCAUACAUGAAAUAUUUUAAAGUACUUAUAAUAUUUUGAGAAACACAAUCUAUUUUUAGAAGAGAACCAAGAACAGCAAUAGGACAGAGUACUGUGUGAAAGUGAUAGAAAAACUUUAAAGGGAAAGUAAACUAAAACAUAGCCUUAUCUGUUGGAAAGCUGCAUACCCGGACCACCAACACAUACUGACACUUUAACAAAUGAAAAUUAGAGUUUUAGAGUUAAUAAAAAAAAAUGUGAUUAUUCCUGCUAACUGGGGGCAGCCAUUUUCUUUUAUUUUCGAGGCAUCCAGUAUAGCUAGCUUGGGGCGAAGUGACGUCAGUUCAGGACUGACCAAAUCCUUUAUGCACAGUGUAAACAAAAGCAGUAAUUAUCGACAAGGCACUUCUUUUUGGUCAACCUGACUUGUAAAACAACAUAAAUGAAAUGAUAAUAUAAUAAACUAUUUAACUCAGUAUAUUUCAAGUUGCAUUAAUGGACCGUAAUGGGGUUAUAGUAUUUUUCUCCGUUAAAUAAUCCAAAGGAAAAAUGUACACUAAUAGACCUAUUUGUAUGCUACAUUGGAGCAAAAAUUACAACCCAUGAUACCCAAGUGAUAAUGUUCUUUUCUUUGGAACUACGUAAUUGGUCAGUUCUGUAGUUUUAGAAGGGGAAAGUCUACUUUAUCAAUAGCUUUACAGAGCUGUUUACAUAAAUAAAUCAUGUCUAUUUCUAUUUUAGGGGCAACAAGUAAGAUUACACAAUACUGGUCUGUAUUUUCGUGUCUAGACAGCGUCAAUUAAUUGGCUCAUCUGGUUACCACUCAAAUACACAUCUGCCAAUUAGGAAUCACAGGUAGAGGCAGCUACUAGCAUAGACCAAUUAACUAAGAAAACACUCAAGUGUAUCAUUUCAUUUAGGUUAAUGCAUGGACAAAACAUGAUGUAUUUAUUUUUACUUGUUGUGU
Messenger RNA from Gigantopelta aegis, 3140 nucleotides. Its product is annotated as nucleoporin NDC1-like. The transcript is spliced from 16 exons. Gene Ontology annotation, biological process: nuclear pore organization. Gene Ontology annotation, molecular function: protein-macromolecule adaptor activity. Gene Ontology annotation, cellular component: nuclear pore transmembrane ring. NCBI's taxonomy places the organism in Eukaryota, Metazoa, Mollusca, Gastropoda, Neomphalida, Peltospiridae. The coding region runs from base 87 to 1838 and encodes 583 amino acids. The record is from RefSeq and is a predicted model, not a curated record.